AAUGGCUAGAUCGUAGCACUAGUAUGAAUAAUCUAAAACCUGCAAACAUUUACUUCAUCUAUUGAAUUAAACAAUUUCGUUUAAAAAAUAAUUCAACCUGACAGUAAACAGGCGGGCAAUAGGCGAUUCAUUGAAAUUUAAAUGAGUAUCCCCCUUGCGGACUCACCCUACCUUUUUUUGGGAAAGACGUACAAAUCGAUGCUUCGCUUUUAUUGAUUUCCGAUAUAUUGUCCUCUUAUGAUGAGUGUGUAGGAAUGAAUUAUCCUGUUUCGCUGCAGUGCACCGUUGACCAUGCAACGGACGGUAUCGAGAGCCGUACAGAGUCCCGUUUGUCUUAUGCAGAGCCAGGCGCAGAUCGUAGACGAUGCUGCGCCGUUACGCUUCGUUGGUCACUGGGAUGAUCGAGGCAUAGCGACCCUAAGCAAUAACGGCCAGUCUGCCGUGCUGAAGCUGACCGAUCGACCUUACCAACCGUUUUUGGUAGGUGGCCCACUCACCGGUGUGUACGUGUUCGAUCAGCUUCAUUUCCAUUGGGGACCGGAUGAUACCGUUGGCUGUGAGCAUCUGCUUGAUGGACGGGCCUACUCGAUGGAGGCACACUUUGUGCACUACAAUGCACGCUACGGUAGCUUCGAUGAAGCAUUAGACAAAGAGGAUGGAUUGGUCGUGGCAGCCAUUUUUAUCGAUGCACACAACAAUGGAACGGACUGGAUACCGCUUCAACCAAUCGUACGCGCGCUAGGGCAGAUUCAACACCCGGGAACCACGGCAUCUGUCCCAUCGGAUUGCUUGCGUUGGUUGACCGGUUUAGUGCUCGAUCGGCAUUACUAUACUUAUCACGGUUCCAUGACUACCUCCCCAUAUCAAGAGUGCGUAACCUGGCUAGUGUACAGUGCACCGGUUUUUAUUUCAUCCCAUCAAGCUGACGCAUUUCGUCGCUUGCUACGUCCCGGUGAUCGUCUCGCACCGAUCACAAGCAAUUUUCGCCCCGUACAGUCACCUUCGAAUGCUUUCGGAUUGGUAUUUGUACGCGAUACCGUAUCUAUGUUGCGAUCGAAGUUGUAAACAGUGUAAUAAAAAACAAAAACAAAAACUAGACAAAACCAUCAUACUUGCGCUGCAUUCCUGUGCUCUCUUAAACAUCAGCUUUGUACGUUUUUUUUUAUUGUCGCUUCAAAUGAAAAUGAAUGUAAACAAGGUUAUGAUGUAUUGUUGCACUUUAUGUAAAAAAAAAGAUAGAUUGAAUAGAUAUAGAAAAAAAAAGAAAUAACAUCCUUGGCUGUUCGACACAUUUCCUCAUUUCCUCAAGCACAGGUAUUUUUAAAAAGUUAACAUUGCUUUCCGCCGCUAAUCAAGAGAAAAGGGUUUUAGGAACAUAGAUCUGUAUUUUUUUCGCUAAUGCGCUAAAUUGUUGAUAUCAAAAAUAAAAGUAAGUUAAAUUCCUGUAACGUGUGUUGAUAACAAUACACCGAAUGUGUAUACGAAGCAAA
This is a messenger RNA of Anopheles funestus (African malaria mosquito), 1490 nucleotides long. RefSeq names its product carbonic anhydrase 7-like. Lineage: Eukaryota; Metazoa; Arthropoda; Insecta; Diptera; Culicidae. The record is from RefSeq and is a predicted model, not a curated record. The transcript is spliced from 2 exons. Gene Ontology annotation, molecular function: carbonate dehydratase activity; zinc ion binding. Gene Ontology annotation, cellular component: cytoplasm. Bases 292 to 1065 code for a protein of 257 amino acids.